UCUUGAUAAACGUAGGAAUAGUACUGCUGUUUCUGCAACAAAGUUCGCAAGCUGAAAUCAGUGAAUGUGGGAUUGUUCUGAGCAAGGAUGUGGUCGGCACUAAAUGCAUCAACUGCGAGUCCAUGCAGGUCUGCAUUCUCGGCAUGCCAACGUUGGCCUAUAUGAACUGUUCGCAAAAUACAUACUGCAAUGAGGCCUCAACUGGGCCCGGGAAGGCAUACUGUAGCGAUGUGAUGCCACGGGAUUGUGUGGGACCGCCGCCACCUAUUAUAGGAGAUUCACCGCUAGAAGAUGAUUUUUUGCAAAUGACUCCUUCAGAUGCAAUUUCAACGAAUACUACGGAAACACCAUUGACCAACUCCACACUUAAUGAGUCAUCUCCAGUGGAUACUUCUUCAGUAGAACCCAAUACGGUAGCACCAAAUACAACAGAAACAAGCGCGUCCAGUUCAAGUACGGUAUCGCUCGAAACUAAGCCAGUGGACGAUCAUACGAAAGAUUCUACAGGAGCGGAAACUGUAACCGAUGAAUCAUCCUCAGUUGAGCCAAACACGACCGAACCAUCAUCGACAAUAUCAUCACCAGCUGAGAUUUCUACAGCAGAAAUCACGACACCAGCUGAACCAUCAUCAGCUGAUCAAACGUCAGUCGUAUCAACUUCUAUUGCACCGUCAUCUACUGAACCAUCGACCAUAGCUCCAACUUUAUCUGAACUAUCAACGAAUGCGCCAUCAACCGUAGAACCUUCAACUUUUGACCCAUCUUCUACUGAACCAUCAACGAGUGGGCCAUCAACCGUAGAGCCUUCAUCAAUAGCUCCAACUUCAUCUGAACCAUCAACGAGUGAGCCACCAAUCGUAGAAAUUUCGUCUGUUGAUCAAUCUUCUUCCGAACCAUCAACGAGUGAGCCAUCAACCGUAGAACCUUCAACUUUUGACCCAUCCUCUACUGAACCAUCAACGAGUAGUUCAUCAACGAGUGGGCCAUCAACCGUAGAACCUUCGUCUGUUGAUCCAUCUUCUACUGAACCAUCAACGAGUGGGCCACCAACCGUAGAAAUUUCGUCUGUUGAUCAAUCUUCUUCCGAACCAUCAACGAGUGAGCCAUCAACCGUAGAACCUUCAACUUUUGACCCAUCCUCUACUGAACCAUCAACGAGUAGUUCAUCAACGAGUGGGCCAUCAACCGUAGAACCUUCGUCUGUUGAUCCAUCUUCUACUGAACCAUCAACGAGUGGGCCACCAACCGUAGAAAUUUCGUCUGUUGAUCAAUCUUCUUCCGAACCAUCAACGAGUGAGCCAUCAACCGUAGAACCUUCAACUUUUGACCCAUCCUCUACUGAACCAUCAACGAGUAGUUCAUCAACGAGUGGGCCAUCAACCGUAAAACCUUCGUCUGUUGAUCCAUCUUCUACUGAACCAUCAACGAGUGGGCCACCAACCGUAGAAAUUUCGUCUGUUGAUCAAUCUUCUUCCGAACCAUCAACGAGUGAGCCAUCAACCGUAGAACCUUCAACUUUUGACCCAUCCUCUACUGAACCAUCAAUGAGUAGUUCAUCAACGAGUGCGCCAUCUACCAUAGAAUCUUCAUCAGUUGAUCCAUCUUCUACUGAACCAUCAACGAGUGGGCCAUCAACCGUACAACCUUCGUCAAUAGCUCCAACUUCAUCUGACCAAUCAACGAGUGGGCCAUCAACCGUAAAACCCUCGUCUGUUGACCCAUCUUCUACUGAACCAUCAACGAGUGAGCCAUCAACCGUAGAACCUUCGUCAAUAGCUCCAACUUCAUCUGAACCAUCAACGAGUGAGCCACCAACCGAAGAAACUUCGUCUGUGGAUCCAUCUUCUUCCGAACCAUCAACGAGUGAGCCUACAACCGUAGAACCUUCGACUGUUGACCCAUCUUCUACUGAACCAUCAACGAGUAGUUCAUCAACGAGUGGGUCAUCAACCGUAGAACCUUCGUCAGUUGACCCAUCUUCUACUGAACCAUCAACGAGUGAGCCAUCAACCGUAGAACCUUCGACUGUUGACCCAUCUUCUACUGAACCAUCGACGAGUAGUUCAUCAACGAGUGGGUCAUCAACCAUAGAACCUUCGACAAUAGUUCCAACUUCGCCACCAACCGUAGAACCUUCGUCUGUUGAUCCAUCUUCUUCCGAACCAUUAACGAGUGAGCCUACAACCGUAGAACCUUCGUCAGUUGACCCAUCUUCUACUGAACCAUCAACGAGUGAGCCAUCAACCGUAGAACCUUCGACUGUUGAGCCAUCUUCUACUGAACCAUCGACGAGUAGUUCAUCAACGAGUGGGUCAUCAACCAUAGAACCUUCGACAAUAGUUCCAACUUCGCCACCAACCGUAGAACCUUCGUCUGUUGAUCCAUCUUCUUCCGAACCAUUAACGAGUGAGCCUACAACCGUAGAACCUUCGUCAGUUGACCCAUCUUCUACUGAACCAUCAACGAGUGAACCAUCAACCGUUGAACCUUCAACUUUUUACCCAUCUUCUACUGAACCAUCAACGAGUGGGCCAUCAACCGUAGAACCUUCGUCAAUAGCUCCAACUUCAUCUGAACCAUCAACGAGUGAGCCACCCACCGUAGAAACUUCGUCUGUGGAUCCAUCUUCUUCCGAACCAUCAACCGUAGAACCUUCAACUUUUGACCCAUCUUCCACUGAACCAUCAACGAGUAGUUCAUCAACGAGUGGGCCAUCAACCGUAGAACCAUCGUCAGUUGACCUAUCUUCUACUGAACCAUCAACGAGUAGCUCAUCAACAAGUGGGCCAUCAACCGUAGAACCUUCGUCAAUAGCUCCAACUUCAUCUGAACCAUCAACGAGUGAGCCACCAACCGAAGAAACUUCGUCUGUGGAUCCAUCUUCUUCCGAACCAUCAACGAGUGAGCCUACAACCGUAGAACCUUCAACUUUUGACCCAUCUUCUACUGAACCAUCAACGAGUGGGCCAUCAACCGUAGAACCUUCGUCAGUUGAUCCAUCUUCUACUGAACCAUCAACGAGUGAGCCAUCAACGAGUGAGCCAUCAACCGUAGAACCUUCAACUUUUGACCCAUCUUCUACUGAACCAUCAACGAGUAGCUCAUCAACGAGUGGGCCAUCAACCGUAGAACCUUCGUCAAUAGCUCCAACUUCAUCUGAACCAUCAACGAGUGAGCCACCCACCGUAGAAACUUCGUCUGUGGAUCCAUCUUCUUCCGAACCAUCAACGAGUGAGCCAUCAACCGUAGAACCUUCGUCAAUAGCUCCAACUUCAUCUGAACCAUCAACGAGUGAGCCACCAACCGAAGAAACUUCGUCUGUGGAUCCAUCUUCUUCCGAACCAUCAACGAGUGAGCCUACAACCGUAGAACCAUCAACUUUUGACCCAUCUUCUACUGAACCAUCAACGAGUGGGCCAUCAACCGUAGAACCUUCGUCAGUUGACCCAUCUUCUACUGAACCAUCAACGAGUGAGCCAUCAACCGUAGAACCUUCAACUUUUGACCCAUCUUCUACUGAACCAUCAACGAGUGGGCCAUCAACCGUAGAACCUUCGUCAAUAGCUCCAACUUCAUCUGAACCAUCAACGAGUGAGCCACCCACCGUAGAAACUUCGUCUGUGGAUCCAUCUUCUUCCGAACCAUCAACGAGUGAGCCAUCAACCGUAGAACCUUCAACUUUAGACCCAUCUUCCACUGAACCAUCAACGAGUAGUUCAUCAACGAGCGAGCCAUCAACCGUAGAACCUUCGUCAAUAGCUUCAACUCCAUUUGAACCAUCAACGAGUGAGCCACCGACCGUAGAAACUUCGUCUGUGGAUCCAUCUUCUUCCGAACCAUCAACGAGUGAGCCAUCAACCGUAGAACCUUCAACUUUUGACCCAUCUUUUACUGAACCAUCAAUGAGUGGACCAUCAACCGUAGAGCCUGUUGAUCCAUCUUCUACUGAAGCAUCAAUGAGUAGUUCAUCAACGAGUGCGCCAUCAACCAAUGAACCUUCAUCAGCUGAUCCAUCUUCUAUUGAACCAUCAACGAGUGGGCCAUCAACCGUAGAACCUUCGUCAAUAGCUCCAACUUCAUCUGAACCGUCAACGAGUGAGCCACCAACCGUAGAAAAUUCGUCAGUUGACCCAUCUUCUGCUGAACCAUCAACGAGUGAGCCAUCAAUCGUAGAGCCUUCAUCAGUUGAUCCAUCUUCUACUGAACCAUCAAUGAGUAGUUCAUCAACGAGUGCGCCAUCAACCGUAGAACCUUCGUCAGUUGAUCCAUCUUCUACUUUACCAUCAACGAGCGCGCCAUCAACCAUAGAACCUUCGUCUGUUGAUCCAUCUUCUACUGAACCAUCAAUGAGUAGUUCAUCAACGAGUGCGCCAUCAACCGUAGAACUUUCGUCUGUUGAUCCAUCUGCUACUGAACCAUCAACGAGUGGGUCAUCAACUAUAGAAUCUUCUUCUGUUGAUCCAUCGUCUACUGAACUAUCAACUAGUGAACCAUCAACCGUAAAACCUUCGACUGUUGACCCAUCUUCCACUGAACCAUCAACGAGUGGACCAUCAACCGUAGAACCUUCGUCAAUAACUCCAACUUCAUCAGAGCUAUCAACGAGUAAGCCAUCAACCGUAGAAUCGUCAAUUGCUGAACCAUCGUCAAUAGCUCCAUCGUCAACAGAACCAUCCACGAGAAGGCCAUCAACUGUAGAACCAUCGUCAAUAACUCCAACUUCUUCUGAACAAUCAACGAGUGGGCCAUCCUCCGCGAAACCAUCGUCCGUUGAGUCAUCAGACGAAUUUGAUUCAGCUGAACAUUCGUCCGACGAAUCUUCCUCCGGUGAACAUAGUUCCGAUGAACCAACAUCAAUAGAAAUCGUAGCAUCCGUGUCGAAAGCUACAAGUCUGCCCACGAUUGAACCCAUUUCUGUUUUGCCAUCGUCCCCCGUCAAGCCAAGCCAAGUCACUGAUUCGGAUUCCUCGGAAACAGAUUCGAAUGAAUCUGAUAGUGAAGAACCAGGCACAACACCGAAACCAACCCAACUCGUCCUAAGUAUGAGUGCUUCCUCGGAAUCUAACGAAUCCGAUUCGGGCGAAGCAAACUCCCACGAAUCGAAUUCGUCCAAAUCAUCUAACCAUCAUGGUGUUACGAUCCAGUGCACAGGAUGUGGAAUCUAUCCGGAUCCUCGUGAUUGUAGCAAAUACCACUUUUGUUUGGCUAGCGGUAGAUAUUCCGUGGUUAAGAAGUGCCCAUCGAAUCAGGUAUUUGACGAAUCAGCUACCACUUCGGAUGGCGGUAGCUAUUGCAAACGGAAGCAGGAUCGGUCUUCCUGCUUCCAGGUGGACUGUUCCGGAAGGUCGUUGUACAAGCACUAUGGUACGACCAGGAAGUACUACGCGUUAUGUGGACCGUCUGGACAGAGCACGGUUCUUAUGAUGAAAUGUAGCGACGGGGCCAGCUUCAACGGGGUACGAUGUGUGUACAAGUGUCCACGCGAAGGGUUGUUCCCGAACACCGUUGAACCGAGAGAGUAUUAUCGUUGCUACAAAUCUGGAGGAAGACUAGCGUAUACUUCAUUGAAGUGCCCCACCAACAGAAUGUUCGAUGACAACAAAGGCAUGUGUGUCUAGCGAAAAGUAGUGUUGCAUUAACUUCAAUAAACAUUGUGAUUAGAACUAGCAGCAUACCCAUUUUGGUUUGUUUCAUUUGUGAUGUAUAUUUUAGAAACAGUUUAGUUAAGUCAUGAAUUAUGAAUCAUUUAACCAUCUGCUUAACAGGUAGAUUUA
Molecule: messenger RNA, 5774 nt
Organism: Toxorhynchites rutilus septentrionalis
Lineage: Eukaryota; Metazoa; Arthropoda; Insecta; Diptera; Culicidae
Product: mucin-2-like
Exons: 1
Coding region: 123-5618 (1831 amino acids)
Cellular component (GO): extracellular region
Molecular function (GO): chitin binding
Source: RefSeq, a predicted model, not a curated record